UUUUGCAACUCCAAAAAUUCACUUCACCACCACCGCCUCUUCUGACGAUCUCACAUUGACAAAAUUUGCAAGUUAUCACGAAUUGUUUAUUUUUAGUAUCAAAAAUAUUCUUGCAAAACUUGUUGUGAGGAUGGGGGGUCUUGGUCGAACUACGUUUGUAGUCAUUGGUGAAAAAUCUGCCACUCAUUUUCCCUCGGUGUAACGACCCAGAGGGAUCCUCUUUAUUUUUAUUAUCCUCUGAAUUUGUUUUUGUGCUUGGAACAGACAGUGGAAUUUUCUUGAAUGAAGUUCGAAUCAUUCAAGUUAUUGAUGGAUUGAGUUUGAAAUAAAUAUUUUAUUUAUUUCUCAUUUGGUGGAGUGUUAUCUUCAGUUCAGGUGAAUAAUAUCAACAAUGACGAGAACAAAGCCCCAUAUUUUCCACGAUAUUUAUACCCAGCCAUAUGAUUACGGAGUCCGGACAAAGCUUUAUUCCAGCAGUAAAGCGAGUCUUCAACUGAUCCAGCGUAUGUCCCUCGUCAAACGUCUGAAGGUUCAUCACGGCUGCGUCAACUCAAUCUGUUGGAAUCACACUGGUGACCUGAUCUUGUCAGGAAGUGAUGAUCAACAUCUUGUACUCACAAACGCCUACAAUUACAAGGUGCUGGACGACUACAAGACAAGUCACAGGGCAAAUAUUUUUAGCGCAAAAUUUUUACCCAAUAGUGGAGACCACAGGAUUGUGUCAUGCAGUGGAGAUGGAAUCAUCCUCUAUACAGAUCUCAUGAGGAAAACAGAAACAUUUCAAAAUCAGUUUACAUGCCAUAGUGGAACGACUUACGAAAUAGCAACAAUACCCGGUGAUCCCUACAGUUUUCUCAGUUGUGGUGAAGAUUGCACUGUCAGAUACUUUGAUCUGAGGGUCAAAAGCUCAUGUAACACUUCAAAAUGCAAAGACGAUAUUUUGAUCUCAUGCGAACGUGCAGUUACCGCACUGUCUGUGAAUCCAAUGAUGCCUUAUCAGUUGGCGAUUGGAUGUUCCGACAGCACUGUCAGAAUUCAUGACCGGCGAAUGCUGAAUUUACGGGAUGCAGAUUGGGGAGGCGGGAUAAAUUCCUCGAUUCUUCCACUAUCACUCUUUAGUGUCCCUGAGUUCGAAGGAAACUCAUACAGAAUAACAUCUCUGAGUUAUAGUCCAGAAGGAAAUGAAGUUCUUGUCAGUUACAGCAGUGAUCACCUCUAUUUAUUUAGCGAAAAGGAUCAUGGCUCGAAGCAGUUGAAGAAAGACUCUCUGAGUAGAUCGACAAACAAGAAACAUUCAGUGAGAUCUCCCCAGCCAGUUAGAAGAUUGAGAUUGAGGGGCGACUGGUCAGAUACUGGACCAGAUGCACGUCCAGAAAGAGAAGGUGGACGAAGAAAUGGAACGGAAAUAGCACAGGCCAGACCUGUUCUGCAUACAUCGUUGAUGCAGAGAAUGACCGAUGUACUCAGCAGAAUGCUAAAUGAUCCAGCAACCAGGGCUGCUCUCAGUGGAGGUGGCGAGGAUAGCCUGGAGGGUGUGGUUGAUCGACAACCUGAGGUUCAACAACAAUCUGAUGAAUCUAGUCCAGAAAUGCAAGAGGACAGAAGUGAUUUCCAGAGUAUGGACACCGAGUCCAAUGCCCAAGCCAUAGAUCGAAGUGAUGAUAAUGACAAUAUGGACACAUCAGUGGAGAAUAUUUCAUUACCAACUAAUGAAGAAAAUUUUGAGACUGAAGAAGCAUCAGAGAGAGGUGAUUUAUCCGAUGAGACUCCUCUGACUUCAGACCACAAUGGUAACUCUCACAUAUCAAUGAAUGAGGAAUCUAGUCAAUCAGAGACGGCGAAAGCGUCCAUUCAAUCUCUCACCACGUUGAGUCUAUCUCGUGAAGGGGAGAUGAGUGAUUUAAGGGAUGAGACUGAGAAUCCAGCGGUUAAUAUAGCGACUGGCAGGGACGAGAGCAUGAUGGAGAACUUGAAGGACAGGCUGACAUUCAUGAGAGACGGUUUUCUAGAAAGACAUGGUAGUGAACCUGCUGUCAGUCUUACAUAUUCAGAUAAAAGUUCAACAGGUGCAAGGAUAUCCAUGGGAGUUGCAGAUGAAGUCAGUCGAGACAGUUAUCAUCCAGGACCCUCUGGCAGUCAGAAUCCGAUGAGACUUAUGCCUGGACCAAGUAGUAGGCCAAAAAAAUCUUAUCAUGUCAUGGAACAGACAGAUGAGGAUGUAUAUAAUGAUAGCGAUGAUGAUGAGGAUGUAGCUGCUGGAAGAUUAUCCGAUGCAGCUAACGAAAGCAUGGAUCAAGAUGUAGUUAACAACCACGCCUGCUUGGGGCGUUAUAAAUACCUCGAUGAGUACCGUUUCACCCAGCUAAGGGUAAAGCAAAAAUACAUGGGACAUCGCAAUGCGAGGACCAUGAUCAAAGAAGCAAACUUUUGGGGCGAUGAUUUCGUCAUGUCUGGAAGUGACUGCGGGCAUGUAUUCAUUUGGGAGAGAGAUACUGCUAACCUGUGUAUGCUGUUGGAAGCUGAUCAGCACGUUGUUAAUUGCCUUCAACCACAUCCAUAUUUGCCAAUAUUGGCUACUUCUGGUAUCGAUUAUGAUGUCAAACUGUGGGCACCAAUCAAUGAGGAAGCCAAUUUCGAUGCCAAUUUUGCAGAAGAUCUUCAAAAGCGUAAUGCAGUGAUGCUGGAGGAGACAAAGGAUACGAUAACCGUGCCAGCCGUAUUUAUGAUAAGAAUGCUGGCGUGUCUCAAUCAAAUACGAAGAGGAAGGGGAAGAAAUCGGAGAAGAAGUGGAGACGAAGGCGAGAACAUGCGAGGCGGAUAAUUAGCAUAAUAACUCGUCCUUUUGUCAGUUGUUAAUUCAUAAUUCAAGGAGAAGAAUAGAGAUAAGAAAAAACAAUUGUGCGAACGAAAGUGUGAAGACACUCCAAUAUUAAUUAAUCCUUUAACUGCAUUUUUUUCUCCUUUCAUGUAAAUGAAUUUUUAAUAGUUGCUCGGAAUGUUAUCUUCUUAUCUUUUAUUUUUAUGUUUAUUUUUCAUCGUUGAAUGAUUCAUUGUUUAUUAGAGAUCAUUUUCACAUUGCCCUGGGUGAUAAAUCACUCAUCAUAUCCACGGGUACGUUAAAAUCAUAGGAAUUGUUGUGAAAUUGUGCCUUAAGUGGUGAAUGGUUGAUUGAAAGUUUACGGUUUGUGUGGUGAAACGUUAAUGCAUAAAACUUUCACACGUAAUUUUUUUUAAAAAUUAUGGGGAAUGGUGAGAGACGAUGUCAAUGAAAUCAAUUGAAUUGGAAGGAGUAAUUUUGUUUGAUUGAUUUCAGAAGAUUGUCUUUGGACAGCACGACUUCCGCUGAGGUUUUUUUAUGAGGUCAUUUACUAUUGAGAUAAAUUCACUCUAAUGACCACUAAUAAUUUGUCAAUUAUUGAUUUUAUUUGACUUAUAUCAGUAGGAAGCGUCACUAGAUAUUUCUUUCAGCUCAAAAAAUUAUUUGAAAAUGUAAAAUCAAUUGGUAAAUAUGUCCAUGA
Messenger RNA from Diachasmimorpha longicaudata, 3518 nucleotides. Its product is annotated as DDB1- and CUL4-associated factor 6-like. The transcript is spliced from 16 exons. Lineage: Eukaryota; Metazoa; Arthropoda; Insecta; Hymenoptera; Braconidae. Gene Ontology annotation, biological process: positive regulation of transcription by RNA polymerase II. Gene Ontology annotation, molecular function: protein binding. The record is from RefSeq and is a predicted model, not a curated record. Gene Ontology annotation, cellular component: cytoplasm; Cul4-RING E3 ubiquitin ligase complex. The coding region runs from base 392 to 2821 and encodes 809 amino acids.